This is a messenger RNA of Zerene cesonia (dogface butterfly), 2481 nucleotides long. Its product is annotated as cytochrome P450 CYP12A2-like. Gene Ontology annotation, molecular function: iron ion binding; heme binding; oxidoreductase activity, acting on paired donors, with incorporation or reduction of molecular oxygen. The record is from RefSeq and is a predicted model, not a curated record. The transcript has 10 exons. NCBI's taxonomy places the organism in Eukaryota, Metazoa, Arthropoda, Insecta, Lepidoptera, Pieridae.
UACAGUUUGAAUUUUAUUGACUUUAUUUACAAAUCGUUUAUAAUUUGUGCAUACAACAUGGGUAUUGUUAGAAAAUGUGUGCUGAACAGGAAUUCAAUAAGAUACGUCUCAACAAACGCAACGCUCGGAACAACAGAUGUGGGGUCGCGUGAUCUGAAAUCAUGGAAGGAAAUACCCGGACCAUCGAAGAUGAUGUCUCUAAUUACGAACUACGCGAAAUUUCUUUUUCCGAAACACAUUCAAGCUGCAACGGAGAGGCCAAUGUAUGAUAUGAUGCACAAAUUAUAUGGACCUAUCGUUAAAGUGGAUGGGAUUUUUGGUGCGCGUACUAUAAUCAUUUUACUGGACGCUAAAGCAUCAGAAGAAGUUCUUCGAGGCGAAAAUUGGUUGCCUAUCAGGCCUGGUUUUGAUACUCUAGAAAGUUAUAGAAAGGGUAAAAAUAAAGCUACCCCCGGCUCUCCAACUGGACUCGUGACAGAUCACGGUGAAGUUUGGAAGAAAUUUAGGUCAGCGGUGAAUCCGAUUUUAAUGCAGCCGAAAACUAUAAGACUAUACCGGAAUACAUUAACUGAAGUAGCUGACGAAACUAUAACCAGACUAAAAUCCAAAAGAAACUCCGCAAACAUGAUAGAAGAUGACUUCGAUUUAGAAAUGAAUCUGUGGUCUCUCGAGUCAAUUGGUGCGAUAGCGCUCGGGAAACGACUUCAUUGCCUGGAUUCCACACUUCCAAAUAACUCGCCUGUAAGACAACUCAUUCAAACCGUUCGAGAUAUAUUUGUGCUGGUUGAAAAACUUGAGUUCCGACCGAAUGUUUGGAGAUACAUCUCGACUCCCAUGUACAGACAAAUUAUGAAGCGAUAUGCGGACCUCGACAGUCUUACGACACAAUUCAUCAAAGAGGCCAAAAACGAUCUGAGUACACGGAACAAAAAACCAAAUGAAGAGAGAGGAGUAUUGGAAAAACUCCUUGAAAUUGAUGAGAAAAUAGCAACCAUCAUGGCCAGUGAUAUGUUAUUCGCAGGCGUUUAAAUUAUUUGCUUAGCUGUGAUUGCAACUCUAUAUCUGCUGGCAAACAAUCCUGAAAAGCAAAACAAACUGCGCGAAGAGCUAUUAUCUGACAGCGAUAAGCGGCCAUACUUAAAAGCUUGCAUAAAGGAGUCAAUGCGAAUGUUGCCAGUCGUGAUGGGAAAUAUAAGGAAAAUUUCAAAAGAAUACCAUCUACUCGGAUACAAAAUACCCAAGGAUACGCACAUUUUCUUCAUCCACCAAUACCUGUCCAUGCUGGAGGCUCACUUCCCUCGACCGACCGAGUUCAUUCCUGAGCGAUGGGUUGCUGACAAGCACGACCCCAUGCACUAUCGCAAUGCCGACCCAUUUGCGUAUAAUCCAUUCGGCUUCGGGGCGAGAAGUUGUAUAGGGCGUCGGAUAGCUGAAUUGGAAAUCGAAACUUUUAUAAGUACAGCGAUACAAAACUUUCGACUCGAUUGGAUCGGCCCUCCGAUAAAGACACGGAUGGGUGCUAUUAACUACGUCGUAAAACCAUUCAACUUUGUUUUCAAUGACAUUUAAUGAGACGAUUUUAAAGGUCGAUCUAAAAAAUAAACGAUAUUUUUCGUUUAAAUAAAAUUAGGAGUAACAUUCAUAUUCAUAAAUAUAGUAUUUUAUUAAUUCAAAGAAUGGUUUUAUCAGGCCUUGGGUUCACCAUAAAUUAUGCCUUUUAGCUGAUCAUGUCAUCUUAAAACUGUACUAUUUCUAUAUUAUUCCUCAGUUAUUUCUCAUAACUCAAAAUUAUAAAAAAUCAAAACAAAUUAUAAAAAAUCUUGUCACUAAAGUUCGUUUGCCUUUUAAUUCUUUCUGUAUACGAUAUUGAAUGUUGACACGUUGGGAUAUUAAUUAUUUUCGAUUUCGAUAAGUCAAACAUACCUAAUGUUACCAAAAUUCCAUAACAAUAACAUAGAGUUAAGCGUCUAAUAAAUGCUUAAUAUCUUACAUACUUGCAUACGGACUACCAGCCAGUCUAUCACAGUUUCCUAAGAGUAACAGAAGAGUUCAAAUACCUGUUAAAAAUCUAUAAUACCAUUAGUUUUUAAAACUAUAAUAUAUUUACUAUAAGCGUAUAUAAUAAUAAAAUAUACUUCUCGCAAUCCUUAGUCAUAAAAUUGAAAGAUCGUCGAUACAUGCUCCCCUAGUAAAGUGUUUCGACUCUUCAUGAAUAUAUUAUACGAAAUAAGGCUCUUGCAUUAUUUAACAUAAAAAUGAAUACACUGAUAUGAAUUCAUAUGAAAAAUUCUCUUGUGUAUCGUUCCCUCCCAUUUGGAUGCGACGAAAUUGUACUCGCAUUGUGACAGGUUAAAAGACAGUUUUUCUUUUGGUUUUCAGAUAACGAAAAAAUACUUAAUAUCUACACGUUUACGGACUUUUUAAUGCUCGUGAAUCUGAAUUAGUCAUGCAUACUAAAACAUUUUUUUUGACAUUGAUUUA